CGCAUACUCUCGCUCGGUGUUUCGCAUUGCUAGUAGCUGAUUCAUUUUUUUUCCUGCAGUUUUCUUAGCAGCCAAACAGAAAAUAAAAUUUAUUUUUUAAGGAAAAAAUGAUCGGAGUCGGGAAGAUCAAGCAAUACUCCAACGUCCUCGACAAGCCCCUAAGCAAAGGCAAACAAGAGGUUAGCUUAAGUGCAUUUGCAUUCUUGUUUUCGGAGCUUGUUCAGUACAAUCAAACACAGGUGGAUAACAUUGCUGAAUUAGAAAGGAGGCUGGAGGAUGCAGGGUAUGCAGUCGGGGCUCGAGUUCUUGAACUUUUAUGCCAUAGGGAUAAGGGAAAUAGAAGGGAGACUCGAUUGCUGGGUAUUUUAUCUUUUGUGCACAGCACCGUCUGGAAGGUGUUAUUUGGAAAGGUAGCUGACUCACUUGAGAAGGGCACUGAACAUGAAGACGAAUACAUGAUCAGUGAGAAGGAACUCCUUGUGAACAAGUUUAUUUCAAUUCCAAAAGACAUGGGGACAUUUAAUUGUGGGGCAUUUGUUGCUGGAAUAGUGAGGGGUGUUUUGGAUAGUGCAGGAUUUCCAGCAGUAGUAACAGCUCAUUUUGUACCCAUGGAGGGACAGCAAAGACCUCGGACAACUAUUUUGAUAAAGUUUGCUGAAGAGGUAUUGCAAAGAGAAGCCAGGUUAGGUUGAUUAGUAUGCCUGGGUUGUUUGAGUUGUCCAUGUUCUGAAACACCAGGAAGGGGACACUAAAUUUCAGCUGGUUUGUUGAUCUAACAAGGAUUUCACCUGCCAAUCACACUGGCAAAUCUGAAUUCCUUGAUCUGAUUAAUGAUGGUUGUGUAUUAUCCUUUAUGUCACAGUGGUUACUGAUAUGGUAGCAAAGAUUAUUGCAAGUGCAAGUGAUGUAAAGCAAAAUGUUAUCAUUACUUAUAAGUUUUUUGUUAAUGUGACCUCAAAAUUCAAAUGGAUUAUUAGUA
Molecule: messenger RNA, 979 nt
Organism: Durio zibethinus
Lineage: Eukaryota; Viridiplantae; Streptophyta; Magnoliopsida; Malvales; Malvaceae
Biological process (GO): endoplasmic reticulum to Golgi vesicle-mediated transport
Cellular component (GO): TRAPPI protein complex; TRAPPIII protein complex; TRAPPII protein complex
Source: RefSeq, a predicted model, not a curated record